Molecule: messenger RNA, 639 nt
Organism: Aureobasidium namibiae CBS 147.97
Lineage: Eukaryota; Fungi; Ascomycota; Dothideomycetes; Dothideales; Saccotheciaceae
Exons: 1
Coding region: 1-639 (212 amino acids)
Source: RefSeq, a predicted model, not a curated record
AUGCCCAUGGGACCCCUUCGCAAGCUCUCCCUUGCUAACUUUAGUACGAAGAUGGCCCGAUUGGAUGCCACCAUGGAAUCGUUAAACGGCAACACCCACGUCGCAACCUUGCAAAAGUGGCGCGAGGCAGGAAAGGAGGCAGAGUUCCUGGUUGAGCUCACUCGUGGUGCGGGUGAGAAGAAGCCUGAAACCGCCGCAGAGAUGGCAAAAUGUCUGGCCAAGGGUUCUCCGACUAUGUCGCUAGUCUGCCGCGAAGUACUUGCCGCUCGCAUUCUUGAUCCAGUGGAUCCGCAGAAGUACAAACAGCACCAGAAGCUCCUCAUUGGAGAGGCUACGCCAGUCAACGCUUACUGGAUUAUGUCAACGCUGCGUGCCUUGUGCAUCGAUGCUCGAAUCUUGCACGCCGGUCUGUCCAACAAGGCCAAGGCCGAAAUGGUAGAUCUCUUUAACGACCCAAAGAGCAGCCUGAAGGUGUUGAUCAUGAUGUAUGACGUUGGAGCUUAUGGCCUCAAUCUUCACGAGGCCUGCAAUCGCAUCCUUAUCACGUCGAUCGCCAGAUCUUUCGCCCUCGAAGAACAACUUUGUGGGCGUACUAACCGCGUAAGUCCAGAAGUACUUCUUGAGCCAAGUGGUGACUAA